This is a messenger RNA of Pygocentrus nattereri (red-bellied piranha), 3946 nucleotides long. RefSeq names its product tubulin polyglutamylase complex subunit 1 (gene tpgs1). Gene Ontology annotation, molecular function: microtubule binding. Bases 186 to 1055 code for a protein of 289 amino acids. The record is from RefSeq and is a predicted model, not a curated record. Gene Ontology annotation, biological process: protein polyglutamylation. NCBI's taxonomy places the organism in Eukaryota, Metazoa, Chordata, Actinopteri, Characiformes, Serrasalmidae. The transcript has 2 exons.
UGCGCUUGUUUCCGGCUCCCAUAGCAACACGACUAGCUCGCCUGCAGUGGUACGGCUAUCUCGCAUGCUAACUUACAAAACAAGCUAAUUUACUUCACUCUUUAAAGCUUAUUUCAGCUAUCAUAAUGAAUGACUGCGUCGUGUUAAAGGUUAGUUAAGGUUUAAACCGAAAGAACCGCGUUACAAUGGCGGAGAAGAGGCGCUCCGGGGGCGGUACGGUGAUGCCUGACUCCAAAUCCGUGAAAUCCGAGAGUGAUAAAGAGUUUCUCUCGCAGGCCGGGGUCGGGGUGCUGCUCCGAGACGCCCUGCUGAAGCUGGUGGAGGCGAGGUCGGAGGAUCCCAUAGGUUUCCUCGCUGAACACUUUAGUAACCUGGCCUCGGAGUCGGAGAGCGGGCCAGUGGGGGGAGGAGGAGGAGAUGGAGGAGAGCCGCAGGAGAACACGGUGGAGGAGCAGCAGCAGCUCAGCAGAGCUCUGUGGCAUCUCAGCCUGGCCCAUCACUCACAGAGAUCCGCCUUCAACAACAACAUCCGUCUGGCCUAUGACUUGCUGACCCAGUGUGGCUCCAUUCAGCGUGUCCCCGGUGGCGUCCAAGGCCGCAUCUACACUGAAAUGCUGCAGUGCCUGUGCAGUGAAGGUGGCCUGUCGGGCACCACGGCUGCCCCCUUGCUCCGCCGAAUCCGUUGCCAUGACUAUGAAGCUGUACCCUUCGAGCUGUUCCGGCAGGGUGUGCAGACCUGUACUGCAUUCGCUGACUACAUCCGCAAGUCCCAGUGCCUGUACGCAGCCGUGGCCAGUCGCCCUGAGCGGCCAGCAGAGAGGUCGUUGUGCCGUGCUGUCCUGGCCACCCUGGAGGAGGCACUGGACACCUCUCACGGAGCUGAUUCUGCACGUUUUUUGGAGGCCAGUGCCAAGAUCUCUCCUGCCAAGCUGGCCCAGGCCAUGGCCGAUGUGCGUGGCGCUGGCGAGCAGCAGGAGGGCCCAACCAUGGACGCGAGGGAAUUUGAGGAUGCUGCUGCCGCACUCUUCAUAGCCAGGGUGCGAGUGGUCAUCUGAACUAGAGCUGGGAGUGCACAGCUGUUGUUAGGACUGAGAAUAUUUUGAAGUUUAGCCAAUGGGGCCAUGCCCAUUAGAGAUGACGUUUCUGAUGUUCACUUUUUGAAAAAAAAAAGAUAAAAAUAUAAUUACCAGGUGUUUCCUUUGCUAUUUAUUUUCUAUGAAAUUAAACAUGGAAAUGGAAAGGUAAAGUGGGACAAAGGAAUUGCAACAAAUAGUAGGAAUUGCUAUUAAUGGCAAAAGAAAGCUUUUAGAGUUAUUUUGAUCACUCAUUUCACUAUAUUUAUAUGUGGAUAAAGAAUUAGAAUCAAGCUUUAUUCACCAACUGUGUUUACACGUUGAAGACCUUUGUCUUUGGUAACAUAGUAGCUAAAGAUGACAUAAUUCUUCAACACAUACACAGACAUACAGGCAUCCUUUCAUGUGAACAUUUACACAUACAUCCAUGACUGAAAUGAGUGCACCGUUUAUUGUAUAAGGUGUAAUAAUGUUCAGCGAGCAGACAAAAGUUAACAAAUUCUAAAUUAAAAGCAGUGAUGCUGUACCAAAGACAAUGUCAAUAGGCAUAAAUUAUUCAAGAGUGUAAUGACAUGACAAAAAAAACUUAAAAAAAAAAUUAUAUUAAAAUUAAACACUAUAUUAAAAACAGACAUAUAUAACAUUCAGAGUCAACUCAGCAUUGUUCUUUUUUUUUGCAGCUAAAGGGGACUUCCACCAGUUGGUCAGAAUUUCUGUAUAAUUCAAUCUUUCGGAUGUAAACAAAGUCACUCAGAGUGCUUUGAUGUGAAAUGAUUAAUUGUAGAGAAACUUCCUGACUUUGAGAGUCUUCUAACUUUUAAUAUGUAAUGAAAAUGUAAAUCAGAAAAAAAUAUGCUUUAUUUGGGCCUGCAUGUACCUUUCCACUAUGAUAGGCUUUAAAAAAUGUUUUAAGCUAAAACAUUUAUCUCGAAACUUGUUACAUUGUAAAACAAUGUCUUGGGCAUCAGGCAGCGCAUUCCAAACCAUUUCAUUGCAGAUAACCUUCUGUGACGUUUCUGUCAUAGCAUGGUUCCAUUUUCAAACUCCAAAAACUGAAAAUGUCACAAAUGCACAAUAAAUAUAUCAUCUAAAUUAUGCUGAGUCUGAUACUUUAGCAUUAACUACAACUGUUUGUUUUUUGUUGUACCAUCUUUGCAAAAAAAUGUUCAUAAAACAUUUUCAGUACAAUUAUUUGAUCUAUGAAUUGAUUAUAAUAUAUUAUAAUAUAAUAGAACUUUAGGACAUUGCAAUACAGAACACUUCACCAGUUCUUCAUAUUACUAAUUGAAAAACCUCUUACUCUGUGCUUACAGUACACAGAUCAUGUUCUGUGUCUUUGUUCAGUAAGCUUAUCUUUGAGAAUGGUAACGGGGUGACUGGCAGUGUAUUUAACAUACUCUGUAAUUAACAAUGUUAUAUCAUCUGAUAGUAUUAUGUGAUUGUUUAUGGAUGUAGCUGAGGAAUUUGUGAAAUCUUUAAAACAAAUAGUAUGGUAACUCUUAACAUUUCAGCAUGUGCAGCACUUGGGAAUUAGCUCUGUAAUUAUAUCAUGCAAAUAACUAGCCUGGAGUUUUGAGAAGAAAAUUGGUGAUGCUUUAUCAUGCCUUUGUUGUACAUAUUAUAAAUAAAUAAUAAUAAUUGUGACACUGUUAAAAAUCUUUAGUGGCCCUGGAUAUUGGUUGGAAUGCUGUGCUUUCUUCAUUUACCCAGCAGAGGGUGUCAAACACCAGAGUGUAUUUUGUAUUAUGAAGUUCAAACAUAUACACUGAUGCAACAAUGCACAUUUAUUCACUUAGUUAAGAACUUCUGUAAGAAAAAAGACAAAUGUUGAAGCUUUACACAGACAUAUAAUGAAAACUCACAUUUUCCUCAUUUUUUUUAUAUAAAUGAGUUGUAAAGCAUGUAAACACUGUAAAUGUUAACUUUACAGAAUGAAACUUUUAUACAACCACACUACAUGGAUAAAAGAACUGGGACACAUCUCUCAAUCAUUAAAUUCAAGUGGCUCAAAGCCUGCAGAGCUCCAAACCUCCUCUGGCAUUAACACCAGCACAAAACUGCACCAGGAGCUUCAUGGCAUGGGUUUCCAUGGCUGAGCAGCUGUGCACAAGCCUUACAUCCCCAAGCACAAUACCAAGUAUCAGAUCAAGCAGUUUAGGACAUGCCAGCACUGGACUCUAAAACAGUGGAAACAUGUUCUAUAGCGUCAUGAAUUACACUUCUCUACCUGACAGUCUGAUGGAUGAGUCUGGGUUUGGUGAAUGCCAAGAGAACGUUACCUGUCGGACUGCAAUGUGCCAACUGUAAAGUUUGGUGAAGGAGGGGUAACACUAUGAGGUUGUUUUUUGGGGUUGGCCUAGGCCCCUUAGUUCCAGUGAAGGGAAAUCUUAAUGCUUCAGCAGACCAAGAAAUUUUGGACAAUUGUACGCUUCCAACUUCAUAGGAACCCUUUUCUGUUUCAGCAUGACUGUGCCCCAGUGCUCAAAGCAAGGUCCAUAAAGGUGUGAUAGUUUGAGCUUAGUGUGAAAGAACUUGACUGGCUCUCACAGAUCCCUGACCUUAACCUCAAUAGUUUCGAGCCUGGUGGACCAGAAAACUGUUAAAGGGAAACUCCACUGAUCUUUCAAAAAAAUUCCACAUAAUUAAAUGGUUGUGUAAACAGAUCAUCCAGAGUGGUUUGAUGUGAAAUGCACCGUUGUAGAGAAAUGUGCAGAGUCAGAAUUCUUCACAGUGGUAGUGAUGGGAACCAGACGUUUGAAGAUUUUAUUGCCUCUGAGUGCUUGAUCACAGAAAAUGAUUUAAUAAGAUAGUUAUAUGCUGGCUGAUAUCUGACACAUUGUUUAAUGUGUGACACAUUGCUAAACAGCAAAAGA